Messenger RNA from Mus caroli (Ryukyu mouse), 3258 nucleotides. The record is from RefSeq and is a predicted model, not a curated record. Lineage: Eukaryota; Metazoa; Chordata; Mammalia; Rodentia; Muridae.
CGUUAUGGCCAGCACUAUUAAGGUGAACAGCGACUGGAGGCUUGUGGUGAGCUCAAGGGACUGAAUUUCCCUUGAACAUAUAUGCAAGGACUGCCGGAACAUAUGGUAGCCAUAUUUAGUGUCCUCGAGAACCCGACAACCAGAAUUCUCUUGCCUUUUCCGUAGGAGGCAUCGGAACAGGAGGCCUUGUCAGUUGUGAGCGAGGACCAGUCACUAUUUGAGUGUGCCUACGGAACGCCACACCUGGCUAAGACAGAGAUGACCGCAUCCUCUUCCAGUGACUAUGGCCAGACAUCCAAGAUGAGUCCCAGAGUCCCUCAGCAGGACUGGCUGUCUCAAACCCCAGCCAGGGUCACCAUCAAGAUGGAGUGCAACCCUAGUCAGGUGAACGGUUCCAGGAACUCACCUGAUGAGUGCAGUGUGAACAAAGGUGGGAAGAUGGUGGGCAGCCCGGAUACUGUGGGGAUGAGCUACGGCAGCUACAUGGAGGAGAAGCAUGUGCCGCCCCCCAAUAUGACCACAAAUGAGCGCAGAGUGAUCGUCCCUGCAGAUCCUACUCUGUGGAGCACAGACCAUGUCCGACAGUGGCUGGAGUGGGCAGUGAAAGAAUACGGCCUCCUGGAUGUGGACGUCUUACUAUUUCAGAAUAUCGACGGGAAGGAGCUGUGCAAGAUGACAAAGGAUGACUUCCAGCGGCUCACGCCGAGCUACAACGCCGAUAUUCUUCUCUCACAUCUCCACUACCUCAGAGAGACUCCCCUUCCACAUCUGACUUCCGACGACGUUGAUAAGGCUUUACAAAACUCUCCACGGUUAAUGCAUGCCAGAAACACAGGGGGUGCAGCUUUUAUUUUCCCAAAUACUUCCGUAUAUCCCGAAGCUACGCAAAGAAUUACAACUAGGCCAGAUUUACCUUAUGAGCCUCCCAGGAGAUCAGCCUGGACCGGCCACAGCCACCUCACCCCUCAGUCCAAAGCUGCUCAGCCGUCUCCCUCUGCAGUGCCCAAAACUGAAGACCAGCGUCCUCAGUUAGAUCCUUACCAGAUCCUGGGACCCACCAGUAGCCGCCUUGCUAAUCCAGGUAGUGGCCAGAUCCAGCUGUGGCAGUUCCUGCUCGAACUCCUGUCAGACAGCUCCAACUCCAACUGCAUCACCUGGGAAGGCACCAACGGGGAGUUCAAGAUGACAGACCCGGACGAGGUGGCUCGACGCUGGGGGGAGAGGAAGAGCAAGCCCAACAUGAACUAUGACAAGCUCAGCCGUGCCCUCCGCUACUACUACGACAAAAACAUCAUGACCAAGGUGCACGGGAAGCGCUAUGCCUACAAGUUUGACUUCCACGGGAUUGCCCAGGCCCUGCAGCCCCACCCUCCUGAGUCGUCCCUGUACAAGUAUCCCUCCGACCUGCCAUACAUGGGCUCCUAUCACGCCCACCCCCAGAAGAUGAACUUUGUGUCUCCCCACCCUCCAGCCCUCCCAGUCACAUCUUCCAGUUUCUUUGCUUCCCCGAACCCAUACUGGAAUUCACCAACUGGGGGCAUCUACCCGAACACUAGGCUCCCAGCCAGCCAUAUGCCCUCUCACCUGGGCACCUACUACUAGAGACCAGAUGGAGGCCUUUCCCAACAGUGUACAAUCGCCUAGCAGUCGCCACAAACUCAGAGAACACAAAUCAAAAGUGCCUCGUGAGGAAUGGAAACGGUUGGCCAGAGCUGGGGAAGGAAGCCGGGGGGAAAAAAAACCAAAGACUCGCAGGGGAGGGUGGGUGCCACCCAAGUAUUACUACAGAAAUAGAAGAAGCUCAAAAUAUACUGUACAUGGACAUAUAACCUGUGGUCCACCCUUGUCAAAGACAUUGUAUGUAGAAAAGCUUGACCAAUAAGAACAACUGCCCAAGGAAGUGGCCUUAAGUAGUGUACAAACUGUAGAGUGUGGGACCUUGCUUGACCUACCAGGAUUGAGUGAAAGCAAUAGAACAGGAACAGACUUGGCCUAACACACCAUGUAUGAUGUCAUUUGAAGGGAAACUACCUGUGUUUAAAAAUAGAAACCAUGUCAAAACCAAAGAAGAAGCAGACAAAAAAAGAUGGCGGGCCCCUCCACAGACCACAAUGGCUGUGGACUUUCUUGGCUGGUAUUUGCUUGUUUUCUUUGAAAUCAGAUUUGUUCCAUUUGAUAGAGAGCUGCCAGCUCUGUCAAACUGUGAAGAUGACCCAGGGUCUCAUCUCCUUUUCAGUAUUAUGGGAAAUGUGAGCCACAUGGUGGGUGGGAGCUGUGCAUGUUGUUGUGAGUAUGAGAUUGUAGGAGAGAAGCUGAAAUGGAGGAAGAAGUAGAGGAGGGGUUGGGGGAGGGAGUGAAGGAGGAGGGAGAGGAGAAGGGGGAGAGGUGGGGGGGGAGAGAAGGAGGAGGGAGAGGAGGAGGAAAAAGAGGAGGGAGAGGAAGGGGAGAGGUGGAGGGGGAGAGAAAGAGGAGGGAGAGGAGGAGGAAAAAGGAGGGAGAGGAAGGGGAGAGGUGGAGGGGGAGAGAAAGAGGAGGGAGAGGAAGGGGAGAGGAAGAGGAGUGGGAGAAGAGGAGGAGGGAGAGGAGGAGGAAGAGGGAGUAGAGGAGGAAAGGAAAGGAAUAGAAGGCAGCUGCUCAAGCCACCACAGCUGAAUUUAGGGCAUCUUGGGACCAAAGAGCAGGAGUCGAGAGAUGUUUGAUGCUGUCAGUGUUGUAAGGACACAGUUUUGUGGAGGACUGGGUGCAGUAGUAUUCAGAACCAAAAAUAUGUCUCUGUGAAAAGGAAAUCAUAACUGGAAUUGUCUGAUAUUUUUUAACAAAAAUUCAGAACCUCAGCAUUCGGUGGAGGCUUUUGUCCUUCACGGGAGCAGUUGAGAGGUGACCUUGGUAGCCACCAUGGUCAGAGACCACACAGGCAUUGUGGGUAGGUGGGCUCCAGUUUUCCUUAAUGAGUCGCGAACGCUGUGCGUUCGUCAGAACGAAGUCUACAAGUCAAUGGGUUUUUUUCUUUUUAUAUAAUAAUUAUAUAACUUAUGCAUUUAUACACUACGAGUUGACCUCGGCCAGCCAAAGACACACCACACACACACACACACACACACACACACAUACACACACACAAGAGACAAUCAAAACAUAUGAUGUGGCCUUGAAUUUUAACUCUGUAAUGCUUAAUGUUUACAAUAUGAAGUUAACUAGUUCUUAGAAUGCAGAAUGUAUGUUAAUAAAAUGAGCUUGGCCUCUCACGGCGAACCAGAA